AUUACAAAUUGGCACAGACAUGAAAUCCUCCCAUAUUCACCCAGCAGUAUAAAUGCUGGUGAGGAACAAUUUUCUGCACUCUUCGGGCUAAAAGAGGGGUUCGCUGUUACCAAGUGCUGCAACUGAAACUGGGAAAAAGAGAUGGCACCUGGAAAAAAGGGGAUCCUUGAGCGUCUGAAUGCUGGGGAGGUGGUGAUCGGCGAUGGAGGCUUUGUGUUUGCCCUGGAGAAGAGGGGUUAUGUAAAGGCCGGGCCAUGGACUCCAGAGUCUGCGGUCACACACCCUGAGGCUGUGCGUCAGCUGCACAGAGAGUUCCUGAGAGCAGGUGCUAACGUCAUGCAGACCUUCACGUUCUACGCCAGUGAUGACAAACUGGAGAACAGGGGUCAGAACCUGAAACUCAGUGGGGUUCAAAUCAACGAGGCGGCCUGUGACCUGGCAAGAGAAGUAGCAAACGAAGGGGAGGCUCUGGUAGCAGGUGGAGUGUGUCAGACUCCAUCCUACCUGAGCUGCAAGAGCGAGACGGAGGUGAAGGCCAUCUUUAAGAAGCAGCUGGAUGUUUUCAUGAAGAAGAAUGUGGACUUCCUGAUCGCUGAGUACUUUGAGCAUGUGGAGGAGGCGGAGUGGGCCGUAAAGGUGAUGAAGACCAGCGGAAAGCCAGUGGCUGCUUGCAUGUGCAUCGGACCAGACGGAGACAUGCACGGUAUCUCACCUGGAGAGUGCGCUGUCCGGCUGGUGAAGGCUGGUGCCCAGAUCGUGGGAGUCAACUGCCACUUCGACCCCAUGACCUGCGUGAAAGCUGUCAAGAUGAUGAAGGAGGGAGUGGAGAAGGCCGGGUUGAAGGCUCACUACAUGGUGCAGCCAUUGGCUUUCCACACACCUGACUGCAGCUGUCAGGGAUUCAUCGAUCUGCCAGAAUUCCCUUUUGCCCUGGAGCCCAGGAUCCUGACCCGCUGGGACAUGCACAAGUACGCCAGGGAGGCGUACAAGUGUGGCAUACGCUUCAUUGGGGGAUGCUGUGGAUUUGAGCCUUAUCACAUCAGGGCUGUGGCAGAGGAGCUGGCACCAGAGAGAGGGAUAAUGCCCCCUGCAUCCGAAAAACAUGGCAUGUGGGGUGCUGGUCUGGAGAUGCACACAAAGCCCUGGGUCAGAGCCAGGUCCCGUCGUGAGUAUUGGGAGAAUCUCUCGCCUGCAUCCGGACGUCCCAAAUGCCCCUCCCUGUCCACACCAGAGGGCUGGGGUGUAACCAAGGGCCACUCUGAUCUCAUGCAGCACAAAGAGGCCACCAGCUCCCAGGAAAUGAAGCACGUGCUCGAGAUGCAGAAGAAGGCCAAGCCCAGUGCGUGAGUGAGUCGGAGCAAGAAAAGCUAAGGCACCCAUCCCUUCAGUCGGCCAACUAAAGAAGGGAUCCGGGGGAAGACUUUCCCAGUUCAGUUUGGAGAUUUAAAGCACUUGUAACAGCGAUGCUCCGGUGGUGGAGUAUUACUAUGUAAACCCCAAAAACAAUAAACCUCAGUUUGUUACUGAA
Labrus mixtus (cuckoo wrasse) is the source of this 1528-nucleotide messenger RNA. Its product is annotated as betaine--homocysteine S-methyltransferase 1-like. The coding region runs from base 142 to 1347 and encodes 401 amino acids. The transcript is spliced from 8 exons. Gene Ontology annotation, molecular function: zinc ion binding; betaine-homocysteine S-methyltransferase activity. NCBI's taxonomy places the organism in Eukaryota, Metazoa, Chordata, Actinopteri, Labriformes, Labridae. The record is from RefSeq and is a predicted model, not a curated record.